UGUGUGUGUGUGUGUGUGUGUGUGUGUGUGUGUGUGUGUCUAACUUGUCCUCCUUUGUUUCUGUGAAGGUCAUAUCCAGUACAUGUCCACCGUCAUCAAAGACAACAGGAAGCUGUUCAGAAAAAAAUAUGGAGUUCAGUUUCUUUUGGACACCAUACGCCUUUAUUACGGGAAGAACAGCCAUAGAGAUGGUGACCUGAGUGAGGAUGACAUUCGAACCAUCCGGGCGUCUCUCUGCGGACUCAUCAAGUAUUACAUCAGCAAGGGCAUGUCUCAGGAGGAGAUGCACAGCAUUCUGGGAUACAUCGCCGCCAUUGGAGACGAGGACCAGGUAAAGCAGGGGGUCAAACUCAAUUUCUACGUUUUGUCUCAUCGGCUUUCGUACAAGAUGCAGGGCUCCAAAAACG
Molecule: messenger RNA, 407 nt
Organism: Notothenia coriiceps (black rockcod)
Lineage: Eukaryota; Metazoa; Chordata; Actinopteri; Perciformes; Nototheniidae
Product: neurobeachin-like protein 1
Exons: 2
Source: RefSeq, a predicted model, not a curated record